CCGCGACGAGCUGAAAUUCUGCGGAGCCGGAGUGGGACUGCUCUGUAAGGCACUCAGUGGUUUGCAGAGUGAUAGCUGCAGACAGAACUCCCUGCCCUGGAUAAGGAGCAGCUACAGUCGCUGUAAAUGUGCCUGAAAAGCAAUUUCCAAUCUUUGCGUUAGCAGGCAUUUCGGCCGUGGAAGAGGAGGGUCGGAGGACUGGGAGUGAGCGCUGCCCGGGAGACGCUGACUGCCAGCACCGGAGUUCCCGGGGACGCCGUGCCCCCACUUGCCCGGCGUGCGGGAUCGGGAAAGUGCCUGGACCUGCGCGGGGGGACCUGCGCCCCGCCUCCUCCCCGGAGGAGAACCCCCAAACCUCGCUGCCUUCACCACCACCCCUCAAAAAGCCGGUAAAAAAAAAAAAAAAUCCCCCCCCCAACCCGCGGAGAGCGGCGGCUCGGCCUCGCAGGCGUGUGCUCCCGCUUGCCUGCGCGGCUCCGUGACCCGCCCGCGGACGCCGGUUCGAGCCCCGUCCCGGGCGCCGUAGAGCCUCGAACGUCCGUGACGUGGAUUUUCACGCGUCAGGAGGCCGCCACUCCCGCCUUUCCCGCGAGGAGCGACUGGAACCCGAGAAGAACUCUGGUCCGAGCACGCACCCUUAUCCCCGCCGCUCCCUCGCUUGCUUUCCGGAGAGACCCGGAAAGCCCUCCCGAAGGGAAUUGUUUUCUGGUUCUCGGAGGGGGCUGCAGGAGAAGAGCCCCGGAGGUGGAUGUUACUGAGCUGCGCGGCGCACGCGAGCUGUGAGGAGUCUACGCCCGGCCGCGCGGAGUCUCCGGAGGCUUGCCCCCCGCAGCCGGAAGGGGGCCGCGGGGAGCGCUCCUGCCCGGCGGGGACGGUGGAGGCCGCGGGCCGACCGGCCGCAGCUCGGGCCAUGCCUCCCCGUUCUCCUCGCCGCGGUUGAUGCGGGGCGUGCACGCAGCCGCCCGCACCGGGACCCGGGCUGGGUUGCACGGCUUGGCCCCCCGCCCCCGCUUCGGCCUAGGAUUUCAGAUGCAUGCCAGGUUUCCACUGAUUGCCAGAAUUCAAGAUCACUACACAUGGAUCCCCAAAAUCAACAUGGCAGUGGCAGUUCAUUAGUUGUGAUCCAGCAGCCUGCCUUGGAUAACCGUCAGAGAUUAGACUAUGAGAGAGAGAUUCAGCCUGCUGCUAUUUUGUCCUUAGACCAGAUCAAGGCUAUCAGAGGCAGCAAUGAAUACACUGAAGGGCCAUCAGUGGUGAAAAGACCUGCUCUUCGAACAGCCCCAAGACAAGAAAAGCAUGAAAGGACUCAUGAAAUCAUACCAAUUAAUGUGAAUAAUAACUAUGAGCAUAGACCUACCAGCCACCUGGGACACGCAGGACUCUCACAUAAUACCAGAGGCCCCAUAUUGAGCAGAUCAACCAGCACUGGAAGUGCAGCCAGUUCUGGGAGCAACAGCAGUGCCUCUUCUGAGCAGGGGCUGUUAGGAAGGUCACCACCAACCAGACCAGUCUCUGGUCACAGGUCUGAAAGGGCAAUCCGGACCCAGCCCAAGCAACUGAUUGUGGAUGACUUAAAGGGUUCCUUGAAAGAGGACCUGACACAGCACAAGUUCAUUUGUGAACAGUGUGGAAAGUGCAAGUGCGGAGAAUGCACAGCUCCCAGGACCCUGCCAUCCUGUUUGGCCUGUAACCGGCAGUGCCUUUGCUCUGCUGAGAGCAUGGUGGAAUAUGGAACCUGCAUGUGCUUGGUCAAGGGCAUCUUCUACCACUGCUCCAAUGACGAUGAAGGGGAUUCUUACUCGGAUAAUCCUUGCUCCUGUUCACAGUCACACUGCUGCUCUAGGUACCUGUGUAUGGGAGCCAUGUCUCUGUUUUUACCUUGCUUACUCUGUUACCCUCCUGCUAAGGGAUGCCUGAAGCUGUGCAGGGGGUGUUAUGACUGGAUCCACCGCCCAGGGUGCAGAUGUAAGAACUCCAACACGGUCUAUUGUAAGCUGGAGAGCUGCCCCUCCCGGGGUCAGGGUAAACCAUCAUGAUCUUUGGAGGUGGGUUGGACCUCCUGAACUUCUAGCUUUCAAGCUGUGGCUGUUAUGAAAAGAUCCUGUUAGAUACUGGUUUUAUUUUCUUCGCAGUUUUUCCCUGUUUCCCAUAUUCUCUCCCCCUCUUCCCAAGGUUUGACUCAUGGAUUUUACUCUUCUCUAAUGGAUGAUCUUCAGUAACAGUGAACUGUGAAACUGCACCUGGCUCCCCCUUAUGACAAGAGCCUCUGCCAUCCACUCGAGAGGAUAUUGAGAGCCAGUGGGCUUUUGUGUAGCCUUUUUGUUCUGCAAGCAACUUUCCAAAGUUGUACACAUGAACAUACCCACACACACACCCAGACUACAGUGACUUAGAGCUGUUUUUGAUUGGGUACUCUGGGAGUAGGGAAAUUGGUUUUUUAAAGAGGCAACCGUUUAAUUGCUUAAAUAAGCUAUGUAUUAAAUCUGUCUCCAGUUAGGGCUGUCUUCAUAGCAUUGGACCCUUAAGUAGCAAGGGGGAUAUGUUUCUGUUAUAACAUUUAAAUUCUCCUUUAACCACUGCCCUCUCCUUCUUGCCCCUCAACGUGCUCUCCCCUCAGUUUUGGCAUUAUCUUAUUCUAGAGAUGCCAGUUUUGUUUUUUGGGUUUUUUUCCCGUGUAAUUUUAGAUUCGCUUUACAAUGUAAAUCUUCACAUUGGAGAUAUAUUAGUUGUAUCUUGUUCAUCCUCGUUCAAAGCUUUCAUAUUUGUGAAGGACUCGGCUCCCUUCCUUCCGUACCCCACGCUUUUCACCAAAUUACUCUUGUCACUGAGGGCACUUGGAUGACUGAAGUUGAUAUUUAUAGCUGAUCGAUCUAUACAUGUCACAGAACUAUGCUGCCUAAAGUGAUCUUGGCUCCUUAAUGGUUUUUGGACCCUUUGGUUAGUUAACAGCUGAGUAGUUCUAAUCUUUUCUGUUUUCAUUGCCUUAACCACAAAUUGUGGUGCUUUUUGUAUAUUUUAUGUAUAAAUCACAAAGUUGAAUUCUGACUAUUUUUAAGACAAAAGUCUGUUAAACUUUUUUAUUGUAAAGAAUAUUUAUUAUGCGAAUCUAUUAUUUUAUGAUAUUUAUUGCAAAAACCGUUGAAAUGUACUCAUGUCUGAAUAUAACAAAAUAUCAAUACAUAACGGAAGAUAAGGUGACACGAAGAAAGUACAUAUGUUAACUAUAAUGCAGAAAAUAUAUUAAUUAAUGAACCUGUCUCUUGAUUUCUUCAUUUAUUAUCCUGUACUGUGGUGGUGAUUUUUGUCAUUUGCUUCGACUCUUUCGUCAUGCAUACCCAUUUUCUUUCUUUCCCUUAACAUACCAAAUCUAGAUGCAAGUGAGCUCAAAUUUUGAACUAGAUGUUUCUUGGAAAAUGCAUUAAUCAAGAUUUUGUCAUCCCAAUUGUGUUUCAACAAAUGCCUGAGUAAAUCACUUUACAGAGUGAAAAAACUUUUUUUGUAAUUAGUGUUAACAAUUCCUGCCUCUUUUGGCUAUUUUGUAAGCAAGGGGUUUUGUGUAUGUCGUAGUUUCUUGCAAUGGGACGUAUUUGUAAGUUUUAAAAAAUGUUUAUCUUAACUCUCUUGGAUUAGUCAGAAAUUAGUUUUCAUCUGCAAAACUUAAAGGACUUAGUUCUGUAGGCAUGCUUGGAGUCUCUGGCACUGUCACUUUAAUAAAACAUUCUAAAAGUUAAGAGUGCACCAAGGGAAUAGUUAACAUUAUCAAAGAGAUGUUUUAAACACAUUCCAGUCCUUACCUUUUCAUUUCGUUUCAUAAGUCUCUAAUGUGACCUGAUCAAAUAACAUUUUGUCAUGUUUUAUGGAAUAAGAAAUCUGAGGGCCCUGAAACUUUAUAUAAAGAAAGUAAAUAUUUUUAGUUUUUAGUCUGCUGAAGUCACGACAUGGUUAGAACCUUUGGGUCUGAUAAAAUUUUGUGCAUGUGACCCCUCAGACUCAGUUUCACGAACUCCUCCCUACGCCUAAGUGAUGUGUCAAAGCUGAAUAAUCUGCAUUUGAGAAUAAGAUGUUGACAUAAUAUGAGCCCAGGAUUUAGACUGUCAAAACUUACCCAGCUUUUUUGUUUUGGUUGUCUCUUUACAUGAUUUGGCUACUAGUUUUGGAGUACUUACUCUUUGUAAAUAGGCUUUGAUUUUGGUUUAAUCUGACAAGACAUAAGUGGUAGAAACGUGUUUUAAUGCUUUUCCAUCAAGCCACUAACCUAUUAGUUGGCAUUGUGACGUUUGGUAUAAUCAAGUAUUUUCUCUGUGCUCUGAAAGCAGGAACUUUUUUUUUUUUAAUGAGUAUUUGUGUUUUGGAGGCCAUUUCA
Molecule: messenger RNA, 4363 nt
Organism: Mesoplodon densirostris (Blainville's beaked whale)
Lineage: Eukaryota; Metazoa; Chordata; Mammalia; Artiodactyla; Ziphiidae
Gene: SPRY1
Product: sprouty RTK signaling antagonist 1
Exons: 3
Coding region: 1077-2036 (319 amino acids)
Biological process (GO): negative regulation of MAP kinase activity; negative regulation of fibroblast growth factor receptor signaling pathway; animal organ development
Cellular component (GO): cytosol; membrane
Source: RefSeq, a predicted model, not a curated record